This is a messenger RNA of [Candida] anglica, 890 nucleotides long. The record is from the annotation of a GenBank genome assembly. Lineage: Eukaryota; Fungi; Ascomycota; Pichiomycetes; Serinales; Debaryomycetaceae.
CAAAAUCUUCCCACAGCAGCGUCCUUACGUUCUCUCACUCUAGUCUCUCCUUUGUCUAGCUAUCCCACUGUCUGUUUGUCUAGUCCUUCCUUUAUCUAGACGACUCACAUCACACUCUUUUGUAUAGAUCUCUCUCUUUGCUGAUACCCCCCCCCCCAAAAAAAAAAGAAAUUACACUAAAAUGAAGUUUGCCUAUGUUUUAGCUUUAGCCGGUGUUGCUUGUGCUGUUCCAGUUCCAGCCAUCAAGAUGGUUUAUGUCACCACCUACACCACUGUGAUGCACACUGUCAUCAAUGGUGUUGAAACUGACGUUCCUGUCCCACCAACCUCCACUGCUGCUCCACCUGUUGUUGCUGAAGUCAAGCCAGCCACCACCACUUCCUCCCCAACCACCACUGAAGCUCCAGCCACCACCACCGAAGCUCCAGCUACCACCGCCCCAACCACCACCGUCUCUCCAACCACCACCUCGCUUUCCAGCAGUGCUUCUACUUCUACUUCUGCUCCAGCUCCAACCACCACUGGUGGAUCUUCAAGUGGUGAAUUCACUGGUGACGGUACCUACUACGACACCGGAAUGGGUGCCUGUGGUGGUGUCAACCACGACACUGACUACAUUGUUGCCAUUUCUCACCUUCUCUUUGAGCCAAAGACCCCUAACGGUAACCCAAACAACAACCCAUUGUGUGGAAAGAAGAUCAGAGCAUUCCGUGACGGUAAGUCUGUCGACGUGACUGUUGUUGACCAAUGUAUGGGCUGCAAGCGUGACGACUUGGACUUUUCUCCUGCUGCUUUUGAAGCCAUUGGCGACAAGGCUUUGGGUAGAAUGGAUAUCUCUUGGGAAUGGUUAUAAACGGAAUAUAUAGCAAAAUAAAUACGGAUAAAUGUUA